AUGAUUCUGAUGGAGAAUAAUACAGAAGUGACACACUUUCUCCUGCUGGGACUCACUGAUGACCCAGGAUUGCAGUUUCCCCUCUUUAUCACAUUUCUCCUCAUCUACAUCAUCACCCUGGUGGGAAAUCUGGGGAUGAUACUGCUGAUUGUACUGGACUCUCAUCUCCACACACCCAUGUACUUUUUUCUAGGUAAUCUCUCCUGGGUUGAUUUUUGUUACUCUUCAGCUGUCACACCCACAGUCAUGACUGGGCUAUUAAUAGGAAACAAGGUCAUUUCCUAUAAUGACUGUGCUGCUCAGAUGUUCUUUUUUGUAGCCUUUGCUACUGUGGAAAAUUACCUGUUGGCUUCAAUGGCCUAUGAUCGCUAUGCAGCAGUGUGCAAGCCCUUGCACUAUGCCACCACUAUGACUACAAGAGUGUGUGCCUGUCUUUCUGUAGGUUCCUAUGCCUGUGGUUUCCUGAAUGCCUCCAUCCACAUUGCGGACACUUUCAGUCUUUCCUUCUGUAGGUUAUAUGUAGUCCAUCACUUCUUCUGUGAUAUUCCAGCAGUCAUGAUUCUCUCUUGCUCUGAUAGGCAUGUUAGUGAGCUGGUCCUUGUUUAUGUAGUGAGCUUCAAUAUCUUUUUUGCUCUCUUAGUUAUCUGGGUAUCCUACAUAUUCAUUUUUAUUACAAUCUUUAAAAUGAAAUCAAGUUCUGGAUAUCGAAAGGCUGUAUCCACUUGUGCCUCACACUUCACUGCAGUGUCAAUUUUCUAUGGGACAAUCAUAUUCAUGUAUUUGCAGCCCAGCUCCAGUCACUCCAUGGACACUGACAAAAUUGCCUCUGUGUUCUACACCAUGAUCAUCCCUAUGCUGAACCCUCUGGUCUACAGCAUGCGAAACAAAGAAGUCAAGAAUGCAUUCACAAAAAUUUUGCAGGUGGUAAAAUAG
Grammomys surdaster is the source of this 933-nucleotide messenger RNA. RefSeq names its product olfactory receptor 5B3-like. The transcript has a single exon. Gene Ontology annotation, cellular component: membrane. Lineage: Eukaryota; Metazoa; Chordata; Mammalia; Rodentia; Muridae. The record is from RefSeq and is a predicted model, not a curated record. The coding region runs from base 1 to 933 and encodes 310 amino acids. Gene Ontology annotation, biological process: G protein-coupled receptor signaling pathway; sensory perception of smell. Gene Ontology annotation, molecular function: G protein-coupled receptor activity; odorant binding; olfactory receptor activity.